Messenger RNA from Symbiodinium natans, 651 nucleotides. Lineage: Eukaryota; Dinophyceae; Suessiales; Symbiodiniaceae. The record is from the annotation of a GenBank genome assembly.
AUGGCUUCUGCGCACGCCGCGCACGUCUGCCGGACGCAGGAACAAGCAGGCUUUCAUCUUGCAUGGUGCUAUGAGAUGUGUAGGAAAGCUGACCACAGCGACACCUUGGGCGAGCUGCAAUGCAUAGCUGCACGUUUCGGAUCGAAACUGUUCUUGCACAAAAAGUCCACAGGCUUUCUGGCAUGGCUGGGGAAAGCAGAGAAGAGCGUCUUUCUCUUGGCAGACUGGCGUGAAGCGAAGCCCGUCGUUGAAGGUUUUGGAGGACUUGACCGCUUGACAGCGCAGCAAAGCCAGCUUCGGAUGUGCAUUCUGGCGCAAUCCGACCAAAGCUUUCAACGCGCCACAGAGUGGACCGCAAGGGUCCGGAGUUCGCACGGCAUCGACAUUCUUGUGCUGGAUGGCUUCUCUCAUAAAGGUGUGGAAGACUUCAUCGCGCGAAGUCUCGAUGAGACCAGUUCCUGUGCAGGAGGGGAUAUGGAUGCUGAUUCAACCCGAGCAGUUUCUGAAGACCUCGCAAUGGACAACUCUUUCAACGGCUAUGCGUUCGGUCUCUCUCUUCCCAGAAUUUUGAGGGCGGUGCAAGACCCGGAGCAGGCAGCGAGACUCGAGCAGACGAUCAAGGGCACCAUGUGGCAGCUCUACGAGGACUGA